UUCUGUUAAAUAAGCAAGGAGGCUCUCCAAUUACAAAGGCCACACAACUUCCACUGCCAAAAGGGCAAACAAUAGCCUAUCAUUUCCACGAAUGCUAAAAUGUUCAUAGGGACAAACAAAAACAAACAGUUUCAAUUUGAACGCCACCGGGAAGACAACAUCAAGUCAUGCACUAUCCAAACGAUUUCGCCUACUUCAAGAGAACUAACUUUAAUCACCCCCGAGGGCUGCAAGUUUUCAAGGACACUCCUAUCCACAUGCCAUCAACUAGACAAUUUGAAAUAAGAUUGACUCAACGCCUUCUGAAAUUCUGUCAAAACACUAUUCAUGGGGUAAAUCACAUAUGGGAACCUCGUACCCGACCAGCUGUGCGGGUAUUUUGGUGUUUGAUUGUCACCGCAGCCCUGGUUGGUUGCAUAAUUCUCUACAACACCGUUACCCAACGUCAUCGUGAGGGAAUUCUAGUCACGGUCGUUGAGACAUCACAUCUACCCAUACAAACCAUACAUUUCCCGGCAGUGGCUGUCUGUCCUGUCUACCGCAUCAAUUGGAUGCGUUACAAGGCGGCUGAAGAGCGUUUUCUGCCACGCUAUGCAGCCAAAGAGGCCAACAGUGCAUUUUAUCAUCUUCUCAUGCUGCUGGAGCGUAUGACAUUCACAAGGCUUAACCUCAUCGCAGAAUUUUUAGAGGUCAAGAGAGUACCGAGAUCUGUUCGAAAUAUUGAACUGUCAGAGGUGGCGAAAUUUAUGUCGCUGCGCUGCGAUGCGAUUUUCAGUUGGUGUAUUUUCGAUAAAACCCAAAUGGAUUGUUGUAAAAUUUUUGUACCCGAAAUUACCAGCAGGGGUGUGUGCUUGGUAUUUAAUUCCGUUAUAUCCAAGGAGUCGAGUAUAAAAAAGCUCACGGAUAGCUUCUACCCCUGGAGAUCUCGAUCGAGCGGUGAGGGUUCUGGUUUGUCAUUUGGACUACACUAUAAUCGGAGCCUGAUGCGGCCAGGAAGUCAGAAUCCUUUUGUUUUCACUCUUCUAAUAAAAGAUGAUGACGAGUGGAGUGACACGUUAUUUCAUAUCAUUCAAAAAAAUACCCACAACAGUUUUAUGGUAACUCCAACAAUUACCGAGACUGCGAGGAGCACUCGUCACCUAGAUCCUGCAAAGCGCAAAUGUGUAUUUUCGGAUGAAAUAUCAACGAAAUACGAUCACAUUGAGGGUUUGGAAUUUAAAAAAAUUAAUUGCUUGAUUCGAUGCGAGCAGAGAUAUUUAAUAGAAGCCUGUAACUGUACAAUGUCAAUGUUCUUUCCAGAAAUAUCUUCACAACCGGAAUGCAAGGUGUCCGAUUUAAGGUGUAUUUACGAGAAUUGGGAUAUUUUCACUUACCUGAAGGAACCUCUACAGGAUGAGUACAUGAAUGACACCCGGCGUGGCAUGACUUGUGAUUGUGUUGAUGGCUGUAAGUCGUUGUUGUAUUUGGUGGAACUUAAUGUUAUAGGAUUACCCAAUGCUAAUGACAGCCUACCGGAAAUAUCGGCCGAAAUUUAUUUUGCCAAAAAUACUCUAACCAAAUAUGCAGCACGUCUCCAGUAUACCUACUUGGAUCUGAUAUCGAAUUUUGGUGGCAUUUUGACAUUAUUUUUGGGUGCAUCAAUAUUGAGUUUUGUGGAAAUAGGUUAUGCCAUUGUUAGAGAACUUUUCAUAUUUUCUUUGUAUAAAUUGACAACACGAAAGAAGAAACGACGUAUACAUGUUGUGAAAAGUAAUAGACCUCCAACUCCUUAUUCAAAAAUGUCCAAGUGA
Musca domestica (house fly) is the source of this 1790-nucleotide messenger RNA. RefSeq names its product pickpocket protein 19-like. Bases 168 to 1790 code for a protein of 540 amino acids. Lineage: Eukaryota; Metazoa; Arthropoda; Insecta; Diptera; Muscidae. The transcript has 8 exons. The record is from RefSeq and is a predicted model, not a curated record. Gene Ontology annotation, biological process: sodium ion transmembrane transport. Gene Ontology annotation, molecular function: ligand-gated sodium channel activity. Gene Ontology annotation, cellular component: membrane.